GCGCGCCCGUUGUAAUCGGUCAGUGUGUAUCUGCAGUUGUCCGAAGUCACAUGUCACAUCGCAUUAGCUUUACACAAACAACGCAUUUUACUGCCCAUCUUUGAUUCCAUGAAACAGUGCAAUAUGUUGUCUUUAAUAUCAUUAACCGUGCUUCUAGCCAGUGUUAACGCUAAGUUUUAUACAGACUGUGGAUCGAAGUUAGCGAGUGUGCAAGAUAUGACAGUAAGUGGGUGUUCACCAGAUGCUAAGGAGUGUGUCCUGAAGAGAAACAGCAAUGCUACAUUUAGCAUUGAUUUUACUCCAGCGGCGGACACAAAAACUUUAGAGACAGUGGUUCACGGGAUAAUAAUGGAUCUUCCCGUACCAUUCCCUUUGCCACAACCUGAUGCGUGUAAGGACAGUGGAAUUAGUUGCCCUUUGAAGGCUGGUCAACCGGCCAAAUACAAAACGACACUCCCCGUGCUGAGGUCCUACCCAAAAGUGAGAGUCAACGUAAAAUGGGAAUUGCAAAAUGAAAAAGGGGAAGACUUAGUCUGCUUGCUAAUACCAGCCAGGAUCAACUAAUUCCGACACGAAAACUUAUACUUACACAUAGUUAUGUACAGAUAAUGUUAUAUUUUAUAAUCGUAAAAUGUUGUGUAGCGUAAGAGUUGCUAAAUUUGACAUAGUUAAGCAGAAAGGACUCGAACCACACAAAGCCACAUUUGAUGGACAUUUGAAGUUUCAGCUCUAAAUAAUCAUCCAUAUUAUAAAAAUCCUAUAUAAAAUCUAGCUGACCCAGCAAACGUUGUAUUGCCAAUUAAAUUAAUAAAAAAAAAUCUUGGGGUAUAGAAAUAGAUAACGACCGAUUCUAAGACCUACCAAAUAUAUCGUACUACAAUAUUAUUGUAUUCGAUUGCCAUCUUGCAACCCUAUAGCGGAUUUGUGGAUGGAACAGAAUAAUAUAAAAUCGCGAUACAAAAAUAGUUGUAGAUCGUAGAAGGGCGAAAACGAAGGCGUAAAAACAAAAAAAUACGUCCCAAAAAAUAAAAAAUGAAUUUAGGGGUGUCCGAUUCUCCACCCUAGCCGAUAUGCACGCCAAGAUUCACGAAAAUCGAGCCGUUUCGGAGGAGUUCAAUUACGUACACCGUGACACGAGAAUUUUAUAUAUUAGAUAAAAAAAAGGUUUCCUUGUACAUUUUAAAAAUAGGGUUUUCACUACAUGACAGUACCGACUUUCAGGAGUACGAUAGCACACCUAACUCUAUUUUGACCAAAGUGGAGUUAACCGAGUCUUUUCUGCUCAACUACAUCGAAUUAAAGUUCCCGAAAUAGGAAUCUAUUAGUGUUACCAAAGACUUAGAAUGUACUAUCGUGUAGACUACCUAACAGCCCGAUCAUUUGAUGUGUCAAUGUGUGCAUUGGUUAGUGGUUUAUUAUUCAAUAUACUAAUGCCAUGAGUGGCUGACUGUUUACGACUUUUCAAUCAAAUGUGUUAGAGCAAUUAGAAAUAAUAAAACACAAAAAUAACAUGUUAGUCCCGUCACCUUUGUUACGUAUCUCUUCCGGGGGUAAUACGUCACAAUAGCCGACCAAUCACAGCGCGUCAUUUCAUGGGACGAGGGUAUAAAAGAGCGGCUUCCGGCUAAUUUGUUUCAGUCUCGUGCCAGAUUUUGGCGAGACAACACGUGCUGAGGAUGCCUCGUGUAGAGGCGAAACACGUGUCAAAUUGUUUAAAGACGGAAAAAAUAUUGGCGGAAUUAACACUAAAGAAAACUCAAGUCAUUUAUAUAAUCAAAAUCGGUUACAUAAAAUUGCUGUAUCUCCGUUAGAAAUAUUCUCUCUCGCACGCUUUCUUAAUCUAUACGUUAGUAUAUUGUAAGUCUAUGUUGUUUAACGGCCGUUUUCAAUAACCUUUCUUUCCUUAGUUUAACUUACUAGAGUCCUUACUAUCCUUUUAAGCUUACUUACAUUUCAAUAACCUAUCGACAUAAAGCAUUGGACUAUAACUAUAUUGGACAUAACUAUGGAUAGAUAAGAUCUUGUCAGCAAUGUAUCCGGAACUAGAGAUACGUUAUUGAAAACGGCCGUAAUUCGUUCGGUAAGUAGGUAAACUGUGUGCUGUUGUUGCAAAACAAAGUUAAUCAUAGUCCUUUGAAUAAGUUUUGGAAAGAUUAUAGUGAAAAAUUUUAUAAAACUAUGCAGAACUUACACAUUUAAGAACCGAGAAUUAGAUUUAGUUUUUAUAUUGUGGGAUAAUUAUUUUCAAGAUUAAAAAUUAAAACGAAAUAAAUGUUCAAUAAAU
This is a messenger RNA of Leptidea sinapis, 2284 nucleotides long. Its product is annotated as ecdysteroid-regulated 16 kDa protein-like. Lineage: Eukaryota; Metazoa; Arthropoda; Insecta; Lepidoptera; Pieridae. The record is from RefSeq and is a predicted model, not a curated record. The transcript is spliced from 4 exons. The coding region runs from base 109 to 564 and encodes 151 amino acids. Gene Ontology annotation, biological process: intracellular cholesterol transport. Gene Ontology annotation, molecular function: sterol binding.